Molecule: messenger RNA, 4601 nt
Organism: Neogale vison (American mink)
Lineage: Eukaryota; Metazoa; Chordata; Mammalia; Carnivora; Mustelidae
Gene: SYDE2
Product: synapse defective Rho GTPase homolog 2
Exons: 7
Coding region: 542-4102 (1186 amino acids)
Biological process (GO): signal transduction
Source: RefSeq, a predicted model, not a curated record
GGGGAGGCGGAGCCCCCGCGCCGCCGGGGGGCUCGGGCUCCGGGCUGCCGCUGCAGCUACCGUGGCGGCCUCCGCGGUUGCCGAGGGAGACGCCGGCCGUGCUCCGGACGCUCGCCCAGGCAAGCACGCCCGCGCAGCCCGGCCGAGCCUGGAGCAGCCCUCGCCGUCGCCGCACGCGUGGGCUCCCGAGGCGCGGGUCCCCAGAGGGCGCCCGGAGCAGUGGGGAGCGCUCGGGCCUCGUCAGCGCGGCGGGAAGGAGGCCUUCUCCUCGGGUGGCGGGCUUCCUCGCGCCUGUCUGCACGCCCCGCCGGGCUCCGAAGGCAGCGGAGAGGAGGAGGACGACCGGGAGGACGACGCCGACUACUACGAGAACCUGCCCGGCGGCUCCCACUCGGCGCCCAAGCCUAAGGGGGCGGAGGCGGAGCGGUGGCCCCCGCCUUCCCCGGCGGCGGGCUCCUCCCCGGGGGCGGAGGGCUGCCGCCAGGAGACAGGCAGGCUGCAGACCCAGUUGCGAGAGGCCUAUUAUCUGCUGAUCCAGGCCAUGCACGACCUGCCCCCUGACUCGGGCGCGCGGCGGGGCGACAGGGGUUGGGCGGAUCGCGGCUGCCUUGUGGGAGCCCGGGCGCUGGGCCAGCCGCCUUCCCCCUGCGGCGCUGCGGACCGCCGAGCCUGCCCCCAAGACUGGCAGCAGGGAGGCGGUGGCCGCCCUUGGCAGCAGGUGUCCCCGCCCCGGUCGCCUCUGAGGGAGUUGGGGAGAGGCCGCCUGCGGACUCCUCGGAUGCGGCUGUCCUGCAGCAGAAGCCUCGAGAGCCUCCGGGUGGGUGCCAAGCCUCUUCCCGUCCAGCGGUGGCCGAGCGACAGCUGGAUCAGGUGCGGCGCGCGCGGAGACCUGGACGAGCCCCCGCCACGUGGAGGCGGGAUGGACGGCUGGAGCGGAGGCAGCGUCCCGGCCGCCGCGCCCUCCGGCCUCCUGACUUCCCGCUCCAGGGAUCCCGGCCGCUCCUCAGGAAGCCCUUUCAGGGAACCUGCGGGGUCCGCUGUGGUACGCAGCGGCAAAGAAAACGGCCAGGAGGGGCUCCCCUUCCUCAAGCCUCCCGCGGUGACAGUCAAGAAACUGCAGAAGUGGAUGUACAAAGGACGUCUGCUGUCCUUGGGAAUGAAGGGUCGCUCCCGGGGGGCACCCCCCAAAGUCACGGGAGCGCAGGCAACCUCUCCAAAUCUGGGCCCUUUGAAAAUGCAUGAGAGCCAAGUCCUCUCCGUGCCUCCAGACCAAAGAAUUACGUUAACGGAUUUAUUUGAAAAUGUCUAUGGGUCUUCAGUGAAGAGAAGAGAACUUGAAGACCUGAAGGAUAAUAUUGGAUUCAGAAGUCAUAAGCCACUUAAUAGCAUCACUGUGUCAAAGAAACGCAAUUGGCUAUAUCAGAGCACUCUGCGACCUUUUAAUUUGGAAGAAGAAAAUAAAUGCCAAGACAUAAGUCACUUAUCCAUCUCACCCAAACAUCAGCUAUCACGACCUUUCUUCAAGUCCUCUGAAGAAUACUGUACAUAUAUGGUGUGUGAUGCUACAGAUUCUUCACCUUCACGAAACUGUUCUUUAGACUUUAAUGAGGAAAAUGAUGCAGACGAUGAGAGAGAAAUAUGGUACAACCCCAUUCCUGAGGAUGAUGACUUUGGUAUAUCAAAUGCUUUGAGUUUUGGUGAAGCGGACUCUCCUGUUCUGAAGUUUCCUACAGUUAGCUUGAGAGUGUUGUCUGGUAGUGACCUAAUGAAAGCAGAGCAGUACACUGAAGACUUGCUGUGUUCUUCAGAACUCAGAACCACACAGUCCAAUGAAACGAAUCCUGUAGAUCCCAUCCAUUCCCCAGAGGUCAUGCAGCCAUUCAAGCAAAGGGUUGGACACAAGGCACAAGAAGGUAUCAUGGUAGAGGAGAGUCUCAUGUUGAGAUCUCCUUUUGCAGGUCCUGGGAGCCUAGCUGCUACAAAUAAGACUGAAUUGGGAGUGCCAGGACCAUCUUCUCCAAGCCCUAGCCCUGUGAAAAAAAAUAACUCAAUUAACUGGUCUUUCCCAGAUAAAAUAAAAUCUCCACGAACUGUGAGGAAACUUUCUAUGAAAAUGAAAAGGUUGCCAGAACUUAGCCGAAAGCUGAGCGUUAGAGGAACUUUGAAUCACACGAACAGUCCAGAUAAUACCCCUUCUCUGUCUAAAUGUAACUGUCAGGAAAUUCAUCAUACUGAUAUUCUGCCUUCUGGGAACACAACCACAGCUGCGAAGAGGAAUGUUAUAAGUCGGUACCACUUGGAUACCAGCGUAUCUUCUCAGCACAGCUACCAGAAGAAAACAUUUAUGAGUUCUAAGUAUUCUUGUAAAGGCGGUUAUCUCAGUGAUGGAGAUUCACCUGAACUUAUAACUAAAGCUAUCAAACAUGGAUCUGAAAACAAAUUUGGAAAGGGAAAAGAAAUAACUCCAAACAGUUGUAGCAAGAGUGAAAUAGACAUUGAUGCUUUCAGACAUUAUAGUUUUUCCGACCAACCUAAAUGUUCACAGUACAUAUCUGGGCUCAUGAGUGUGCAUUUCUAUGGUGCUGAGGAUUUAAAACCACCUCGGGUAGAUUCAAAAGAUGUCUUCUGUGCAAUUCAGGUAGAUUCAGUAAACAAAGCAAGAACCGCUCUGCUCACGUGUCGGACAACAUUUUUAGACAUGGAUCAUACUUUCAACAUAGAAAUUGAAAAUGCACAGCAUUUGAAAUUAGUAGUAUUCAGUUGGGAACCGACUCCAAGAAAAAAUCGAGUGUGUUGUCAUGGAACUGUUGUUCUCCCCACUUUAUUCAGAGUGACAAAGACACAUCAGUUGGCUGUCAAACUUGAGCCCAGAGGUCUUAUUUAUGUGAAAGUGACUCUUCUGGAACAGUGGGAGAAUUCUCUUCAUGGGCUGGAUAUAAAUCGAGAACCAGUAAUAUUUGGUGUUGAUAUUCGAAAAGUGGUAGAGAAAGAAAAUAUAGGGCUGAUGGUGCCACUCCUGAUACAAAAAUGUAUUAUGGAAAUUGAGAAGAGAGGCUGUCAGGUGGUAGGCCUGUAUCGAUUAUGUGGUUCGGCAGCAGUCAAGAAAGAACUUCGAGAGGCUUUUGAGAGAGAUAGCAAAGCUGUUGGUCUGUGUGAAAACCAGUACCCAGAUAUAAAUGUAAUAACAGGUGUUCUUAAGGACUAUCUAAGAGAACUUCCUUCUCCUCUGAUAACAAAGCAGCUUUAUGAGGCUGUAUUAGACACAAUGGCAAAAAAUCCUUUGAAAAUGUCAUCAAGCGGAUGUGAGAAUGACCCAAGUGACUCUAAGCACACUGUUGACCUGCUUGAUUGUCUUCCUGAUGUUGAGAAGGCAACCUUAAAGAUGUUACUGGAUCAUUUGAAAUUAGUGGCUUCUUAUCAUGAAGUGAACAAGAUGACUUGCCAGAAUUUGGCCGUGUGCUUUGGACCUGUACUAUUAAGUCAAAGGCAAGAGACUUCUACCCAUAACAACAGAGUCUUUACUGACUCAGAAGAACUUGCAAGUGCUUUGGAUUUUAAAAAACAUAUUGAAGUUCUUCAUUACUUACUUCAGCUGUGGCCAGUGCAACGUUUAACUGUCAAAGAAUCGACCGACAAUUUGUUUCCAGAGCAGAAGUCUUCUCUAAAUUAUUUGAGGAGGAGGAAAGAACGACCUUGCCUGUUAAAUUUGAGUGGUACUGAGUCAUCAAGAAUACUUAGACCAAGGCAAACCAGAUUAGACAGUCCAGUUAGCAAUCGUUACGCAGGAGACUGGAGCAGCUGUGGAGAAAACUACUUUUUAAAUGCAAAAGAAAAUUUAAAUGAUGUAGAUUAUGAUAAUGUCCCUUCGGAAGAUAGAGGAGAUGGAGAAAACUGUAACAAAAUGUAUGGACAAGAUAUAAUGAUUGAACAGCCAGUACCCAUGUCCAAAGAGUACACAUUUCAGACAUACUUGACAAUGCAGACAAUUGAGUCUACCGUGGAUCAAAAAGUCAAUCUUAAAGACCUACAAGAAAGUAUUGAUACUUUGAUUGGAAAUCUGGAGCGUGAACUCAACAAAAACAAGCUUAAUAUGAGUGUUUGAGAUUGAGAGUUUUAAUUUGCUUUUUUGUAAUAUUUUAAAUUUCUUAUCAGUCUUUCUCACUAUCUUAUACCUCUCACUGUGAUGGUUUUAUUUUUUUACUCUUGAAAAUGCCAUUAAUUUUUAGUUAGUUCAUGUGAUUCAAUUAAAAACUCUAUUCAUUAAUAUAAUUUUUACUUAUCUCAUUAGAAAAUUUUUCUGGGGGCAGAGAUAACUUGGCCUUAUGACUAUCUUUAACAAAUAUGGCCAAUUCUAUGGAGAUAACUUUUAAAUGCACUUAUAAGGUUCAGAUAAGUUAUUAGCCCCUCACGGCUUUUGUAAGUUAUAGGAACUGCUCCUUUAUAGCUGAAACAGAUGUUUCUUUUAGAGGAACGUGGCAGCUGCUCCGUCGGGUUUGCAGUGUGGGUCCAUGUACACUGCAGCAUCAUCUGAUCAUAUUUCAUUUGCAAUGCAAAUGCUGCUAUAAAAAACCUUUUUAUAAAUAAAAGUAAAAUUAUACAAA